This is a messenger RNA of Photinus pyralis (common eastern firefly), 1331 nucleotides long. Its product is annotated as zinc finger protein 525-like. NCBI's taxonomy places the organism in Eukaryota, Metazoa, Arthropoda, Insecta, Coleoptera, Lampyridae. The coding region runs from base 204 to 1133 and encodes 309 amino acids. Gene Ontology annotation, cellular component: nucleus. The record is from RefSeq and is a predicted model, not a curated record. Gene Ontology annotation, molecular function: DNA-binding transcription factor activity, RNA polymerase II-specific; RNA polymerase II transcription regulatory region sequence-specific DNA binding. The transcript has 2 exons. Gene Ontology annotation, biological process: regulation of transcription by RNA polymerase II.
UAUGUUUGUUAAACAUUACAUUUUUUGUAAAACCAAAAGCUCUCCACUCUCGCUUUCGGCAGUGUCUCAUAUUUUUGAAACCGCAAUGAACCGUAAACCAUUAUGUAGCGGGUGCAUUCUCCAUUUAAAUGAUUGAGACGUAUAAAUGAGACAGUGAAUAUUUGGCAACUCUUGGAAUUGCAUUGCAUCCAUUUAAGAUAGCCAUGGAUGACUGUAAUGCACUUGUUAAAAUUGAACCAAAACAAGAAGAAGAGCUGAAUGCAUCCCUUGACGAACACAUUUUUUUAAGCAAUGACGAUUUGACAACUAUAAAAGAAGAAUACAAUGAGACUACAUCUGAUGCAGAAGAUGAUAGUAGCAACUGUAGUUAUGCUACAAAUAGUAAGAGACUUUUAAUAAAAGACAUUCUCAAAUGUUUUAAAUGUGACGUUUGUGAUUUCGCAACGAAUACAAAGAGUAAUCUUAAAAAACAUCACUUGAAACACAAAAUGUUUAAAGAUUUUAAAUGUGAAAGUUGUGAUUAUGCCACUAACCAUAAAUCUGCUUUAAAACGGCAUCUGUUAACGCAUUACGAUCUUAGAGAUUUUAAAUGUGAUAUUUGUGAUUAUGCCACAAAUCGUAACAGCGCUUUGAAGCAACAUCGCUUAACACACACUAUCGAUAAAAAACUUCUAUGUCACAUUUGCGAUUAUGCGACCAACAUUAAACAGUAUUUUAAACAACACCUCUUGUCACACAAGGCGUCUAAAGAUUUUAAAUGUAACGAUUGUGAGUUUGUGACAAAACAUAGAGGCAGUUUAAUUCGACAUCUUUUAAUACACAACGUGGCUAAAGACUUUCAAUGUAACAUUUGUGAUUUUUCCACAAAACGUAAAGGCGGUUUACAACAACAUCUCAUAAUACACAACAGCUCUAAGGAUUUUAAAUGUAACCUUUGUAAUUAUGCCACAAACUUUAAAUCGAAUAUUAAACAACAUCUGUUAUCACACAAAGCUUUAAAACAUUUUAAAUGUGAAAUUUGUAAUUAUGCCACAAAUUUUAAAGCUGCAUUGAGGCGACAUCUAUUAAGACACAAUGUUUCUAAAUAUUUUAAAUGUGAUAAAACAACAGUUAUUUCAAACAACAUUUCUUAACACACGUUUCCAAGGUGUGACAUUUGUAAUUAUUCCACACAUCGCAAAAGGACUUUUAAACGACAUAGUUUAAUACAUUACGUCUCUAAACACUAUAAAUGGUAACGACUGUACUAUACAAUACUAAAAUUAUUUUUUUUCACUACUAGCGUCUGAUGACAUGAUUAUUAACCUUUUUUCCACUUGUAAAGUAGGCUU